CACGCCCCUCCCGCUCACUUCCGGGCUGCCUUCGUAACAAUGGAGAAGAUGGCGGAGUGAAGGUUUCUCUGGGCGUAGGAGCCGGAAAAGAUUGAACACCGGAGUUAGCGGACUCUCCUCGCGGUUCACCUUUACAUCCAUCAGUUAACAUGGAGAGUGCCGAUUCUACCGGGAAAGGAAGUGCUGAACAGUCAGAUUCUCAACGCCAAAGUCAGAUGGACCGGUUGGACAGAGAGGAAGCUUUCUAUCAGUUUGUGAAUAAUUUGAAUGAAGAGGAUUACCGGCUCAUGAGGGAUAAUAAUUUACUAGGAACCCCAGGGGAGAUUACUAAAGAGGAGUUGCUGAGAAGAUUGCAGCAAAUUAAAGAAGGACCACCUCCGCAAAAUCAAAAUUCAGAAGAAAACAGAGGUGAGGGUACUGAAGACUCUUCUAAUGGAGAUUCCAUAAUAGACUGGCUAAAUUCAGUGCGACAAACUGGAAACACAACAAGGAGUGGACAACGUGGGAACCAGUCGUGGAGGGCAGUUAGCAGAACAAAUCCAAAUAGUGGAGAUUUUCGGUUUAGUUUGGAGAUCAACGUGAAUCGCAGUACCAUUAAUCAAAAUCUGCCACCUGGUGAACAGUCAGAAGGCUCUGGAGUUGAAAAUAUGGAACUUUCCAAUCAGGGUGAACCUGAACCAGAACCUGAGGUGGAAGCUGAACCUGAAAUUGUGGCAGCAGAAGAAACUCCUGUAGAGGAGCCUGCUCCUCAACGAGGUCAAAGGAGGGCAAGAAGCAGAAGCCCAGAGCAGCGAAGGAUCAGGUCAAGGUAUGAUAGAAGCAGAUCACCCUUGAAUCCAGUUGUUGAAGCACCUCCUCGAAGGGCUCAGCAUAAUUCAUCACAGACUGUUGAUGCUUCUCCUGUUGAAGCAGAGGGCAGCUCCAGAACCAGACAGCUUGUGACUGCAUAUCUGAGCAAUUCUGCGACUGAGACAGAGGGCAGCUCUAGAACUAGGCAGCAUGUAACCUCUAGACAGCAGACAAUAGUUGUUGAUCCUCCGAACCCUAGCACUGUGGUUCCGAACUCUGAGAGCAGAAACUCCCCACAGCCCCCUCCAGCAGAGACUCCAGAUAAUGCAGAGGCUACAGGAACUGGUCAGAGGCCACCAACUAUAGUUUUAGAUCUUCAGGUCAGGCGGGUACGCCCAGGGGAAUAUCGUCAAAGAGACAGCAUUGCAAACAGGACACGCUCUCGUUCUCAAACCCCUAAUAACACGGUUACAUAUGAGAGUGAGAGGGGAGGUUUUCGACGCACUUUCUCAAGGUCUGAACGUGCUGGUGUCCGGACAUAUGUCAGUACUAUCAGAAUUCCAAUUCGUAGAAUACUGAACACUGGCCUAAGCGAGACCACCUCUGUUGCUAUACAAACAAUGCUGAGACAGAUAAUGACUGGAUUUGGGGAGCUCAGUUACUUCAUGUAUAGUGACAACGAUGCUGAGCCUGGGGCCCCUGCUGCUGGUUCUCCUCCUGUAGCAACUGGAGUGGAAACUCAAAACAGUGCAACAGCAGCUCCCAGAGCACCCCCACCUGCACCCGCACCCGUACCUGUACCUGCACCCGCACCUGUACCAGAGCCGGCAGAGCCUCCUAACCCUCAAAUGGAAGCUGACAAUGGAAGUAAUGAUGUUUCACCCUCUGGAACCAGGAGGGAGGUUCGUAAUAACAGAGGAUCUGUGACCUUUGAAGAAAGUGGUUCUUUGCCAUUUCUCAGAUUGGCCCAGUUUUUCCUCCUUAAUGAGGAAGAUGAUGAUCAGCCAAGAGGACUCACCAAAGAACAAAUUGACAACCUGUCUACCCGUAAUUAUGGUGAAAAUGAUGCCCUGAAAACGUGUAGUGUGUGCAUAACAGAGUACACAGAAGGGAACAAGCUACGCAAGCUUCCCUGCUCUCACGAGUACCAUGUCCACUGUAUUGAUCGCUGGCUUUCUGAGAACUCUACAUGCCCAAUCUGUCGUCGCGCUGUUCUGGUAUCGGGCAACAGAGAGAGUGUUGUUUAAACCAAUUGCUAAAACUGUCAACUAAGCGGCUAGCAUUUCUAGGCUGGGCAGUGGGGGAAAAGAUGCUUUUUAUGGCCACUUUUUGAGUGGUGCCUAAACUAGGGUUUUGGCUUGGAGUGAGAUGUCCUUUUUUGAAAUUAAGCAGAUCUCCAUUUCCCCCCCCUCACCAAAUGUUAGAAUACAUGUAAAAGAAGAAGGUUCACAUAGAAAAGUAAACCAGGAUACUGCUUUUCUUCACAAUCUGAAUAACAAAAAAAAAAAAGACUCCACUUACAACCUGUGCUGGAGCAGAGGCUUCACUUUCAGUGCUGGAACGAUUGAUCUGAAGACCCCUUCAGCAUUGAAGGGUGGCUGGACUUUGCAAACUCUUUAAAAUAACACUUUUUUUUUAAAUGAAAUGUUUAAUUUGAAAAGUAGCCUUAAAUGUUGCAAUCUAUAUAUUGUCCCUGCCUCCAAACUUUUUGCCCCAGUAUGCUUUGAACUUUUGACUUUUUCCACCCAUAACUCUAUGACCACAUUGUCAGAUAAGCAGAUAAUGAUUCAUAUGCUCCAUAGACACUAGUUGUGGUUGCCAAAUCUUUUCAUGACUUUAUCCUAAACAAAAAUAUGAACCCAGUGGAAAUGUACCUCCAAACACCUUUUGGUUAUUUCAAUGCUACAAGGAUCAUUUUACUCAUUUUCUUUUAUUCUAGGUUAUGUAUUUGCUGACUUUUUGAAUAUAUUGGCUAAAAAUAACAUGCCAUCUGCGGAUGAUCUCCCAGUAAGUCUGCUUACUGCACAGCUAGAGGCAUUUGUAUUUAAAAAAAAUGUAUUAACCAAGUGCACUAUGAUUUUUGUUAUAAUUUGUUAGCAUGACAUUCUGAAGCAUAACCUCAUGACAAAAUCAAACCUGAAGAAAAGAAUGGUACCAUAAUAGCACCUGUCAGUCUUUUGUGCUAAGCACUUAUAAGUUAUUGAGGCCUGCUCAAUAUGUUCUUCUGUAGUAGUUCGCACUGACAGUAUUUGUAAGGUAGUGUAUUAUAGAGGUUUAUGUUUAAGAUACUAGCUACAAUAUUAUUUUUUAACAUUUUAUGGUUUUUUUUUUCUUUUUCUUUUUUAAGAUUAGUCAAGUAAUGAGCAGAUCACUUUGGUCACAGUACCCACUAAAUGUUCAUCUUUAAAAACGCUCAAAGGACAUUAAUAAUUUUUAGUAGUUGGACAGCAUCUUUCAGUAGAGCAUUCUGGUUCCUACGUCCAGUUUAGGGUCUUCCUGCUUCAGCACGUUGUGCCUUGCUUUCUGGAUGUACUUUCUGUGGCUGUGAAAAAUUUUACUUGGAUGAAUUCAUUGGAUGACCGCUUCAUAUAACAAGCCAAAUUUUUAUUUUAGUAUAAAAGUUCAUCUGUUGAUGAACACAAAAUAUUUUUGUUUUUUUGAAUUUUCUUCCAGGUAUGGAGUGGGGUGUUCCUACCUUUUGAGAGAGACGGAGGGGAGGGCGAAAAGCAUUUCCUUCCAGCACUGAAGGGAUGGGAUAGCCACAAAGGUGUUUAAAUGUCUACGUUUACCUUGGUAAAUAACCUGGGAUAACUUACAGUUCUAUAAACUCACUUUAGGAUUUGUGUAAAUAGACACUCGUCAGGUUUUUCUCAUUCUGUAUGUUUGAAGGCCUAUUUUAAUGGCAUACUGUAGAAAUUGCUGAUUUAGUUUAAAUUUGGAUUAUUUAUCUCGUUGUGAAAUAUAACAAAUGUCUAUGCUUGUUAAAAUAAAAAAUCACUUUGUUUAAAAUGUAUAGCUUUUUGUAGCUGCAGCUCCCUACUUAAUCUUCGCACUGUCACUGCACAGUUAAUGUGUCGCAGACAAUCUGUCUGACAUGACGCUUGCUCAUGAUUCACAUAUACACAUAGCUGCCAGCUUAUGAACUGCAUUUGCAACUGUCUGACCAUAAAUAUAUAAGGGGUCUGGUUCAUGUUUUAAUAUGUGAAAUAUAACAUUGAGGCUGCUAACCUGAACUGGGAAUAAAAGUUUUAAAAAUUGAAGCAUUAAA
Molecule: messenger RNA, 4057 nt
Organism: Nanorana parkeri
Lineage: Eukaryota; Metazoa; Chordata; Amphibia; Anura; Dicroglossidae
Gene: RLIM
Product: ring finger protein, LIM domain interacting
Exons: 4
Coding region: 150-2036 (628 amino acids)
Biological process (GO): protein ubiquitination; random inactivation of X chromosome; ubiquitin-dependent protein catabolic process
Cellular component (GO): nucleoplasm; cytoplasm
Molecular function (GO): ubiquitin protein ligase activity
Source: RefSeq, a predicted model, not a curated record